Molecule: messenger RNA, 944 nt
Organism: Drosophila elegans
Lineage: Eukaryota; Metazoa; Arthropoda; Insecta; Diptera; Drosophilidae
Product: ubiquitin-conjugating enzyme E2 H
Exons: 2
Coding region: 169-828 (219 amino acids)
Biological process (GO): ubiquitin-dependent protein catabolic process; protein polyubiquitination
Cellular component (GO): nucleus
Molecular function (GO): ubiquitin conjugating enzyme activity
Source: RefSeq, a predicted model, not a curated record
CCAAUAUAGACUUAUAGGCUCGAGUAGGCGAUGGGUUUGUAUUUAUAGAAAAAUCAAUGAAAAAACAACGAAAUUCUGGAUUAAUUUUAUGUCCGCAUAGUUUUGAAUGUACCUCUGAGUAGCAGACGAGUGCACUCAAAAUCCCAGUAGUUCAGGCAUAGGAUACCCAUGGCCAAAGCAGUGGUGAACACAACGUCGCCGUUGGCUGGACGGCGCCUGCUCCGGGACGUGAACCGGCUGCUGGCCUCGGGUUACCGCACCACCGUGGACGACGACAUGGCCAACCUGGACGUGCGCUUCGAGGGGCCACUGGGCACCGCCUACGAGGGCGGCGUGUGGACGGUAAAUGUGGCCAUGCCGCUGGAAUACCCGCUGAUGGCGCCACGCGUCCGCUUCUUCACCAAGAUCCUGCACCCGAACAUCGAUUUCACCACGGGCCUGGUCUGCAUGAAUGUGUUCAAGCAGGCCUGGUCGGCCAGCUACGACUUGGUGAACAUCUUCGACACCUUUCUGCCCCAGCUGCUGCGCCACCCGAAUCCGCACGAUCCCCUCAAUCACCACGCCGCCGCCAUCAUGAAGCACUCGGAGAAGCUCUUCUGGGAGCACGUCGUCCUCUGCCUGAGGAUGUACGCCCUGCCCGUGUUCCUCGCCCCCAGUGACCUCGUGGAGGAGGGCCUCGAGAAACGCUCCUCGGACCUCAGUCUUUCCGAUCUGCUGUCGGACGAGGAUGACGACGACGACGACAACGACAACGACGACGCAAACGACGCAGACGACGCAGCCUCAACGGCACCGCCUGCUGCUGGGGCAGAUCAGGCCGGCGAUUGAGUAUUUGGAUGGUAUUUUGUUAUGUUUUUGUAGGAGAACAUUAUGUAUGCGAGCAAAUAUAUCGAAAUUGGAAGUGUAAUUAGUUAUAAUAAAUAGCAUAACGUAUUUUAACGAUA